Messenger RNA from Trichogramma pretiosum, 1671 nucleotides. RefSeq names its product sialin-like. The coding region runs from base 1 to 1671 and encodes 556 amino acids. Gene Ontology annotation, biological process: monoatomic anion transport; transmembrane transport. Gene Ontology annotation, molecular function: transmembrane transporter activity. The transcript has 4 exons. The record is from RefSeq and is a predicted model, not a curated record. Lineage: Eukaryota; Metazoa; Arthropoda; Insecta; Hymenoptera; Trichogrammatidae.
AUGCCUGUGGAAGAUCGAACCUGCUGCGGCCGCCUCUCGCAGAAAUGGAUCUUCACGGUGGCGGCCUUCUUCGCCGUGGCCUGCAUGAUGGCCAUGCGCAUGACCCUGCCGCUCACCAUACCCAAGAUGGUGCCACGCCACGUGCACGCCGUCGAGUUCGAGGACGACGUCUGCCCGACGCCCGAACGGGUCAAACCCAUCACGGUUAAUAAUUACACUACCACCAACGUCAAGCUGGUGGAAGUCGCGGACGAGACGUACGACUGGGACGAGCUCACCCAGGGCGUCAUCCUCGGCUCGUUCUACUGGGGCUACGUGCUCAGUCACGUGCCGGGUGGCGUGCUCGCCGAGCGAUUCGGCGGCAAGUACGUCCUCGGCCUGGGUAUGCUCGGCGCCGGUGUCUGCACCGUGGCGACGCCCUGGACCAUCGACUGGGGUGGCGCCCGAGCUCUCAUAGUGCUGCGCAUCCUCAUGGGCCUGUUCGAGGGCCUCACCCAGCCCGCCCUCUCGGUCAUGAUGUCGCAGUGGGUCCCGCGGGAGGAGCGCUCGCGCAUCACCGGCUUGAUCUUCGUCGGGGGCACCUUCGGCGUCGGCCUCAUCUGUCUCGGUCUCGGGCCCAUCGUCGCCUCGGACUGGGGCUGGCGCGGCGUCUACUAUAUCUUCGGCGGCGCGAGCUGUCUCUGGUUCGGCCUGUUCGCCGCGCUCUGCUACAACAGUCCGCGCGAGCAUCCGUUCAUCGGGCGCGAGGAGCAGUCCAGACUCGGCGCCCAGCUGGCCGAGUGCACACAUCGGGACGCGCCGCCCGUGCCCUGGCGCCACCUGCUGACCUCGGCUCCGUUCUGGGCCCUCGUCGCGGUGACCUGCGGCAAGGACUGGGGCGCCUACACGAUCCUCAGCGAUCUGCCCAAGUACACCAUGAACGUGCUCAAGAUGACGGACGAGGAGAACGCCUGGCUGUUCAUCGGUGCCAACGUCUGCAUGACCACCUCGGCGCUGCUCUUCUCCUGGCUGUCGGAUCAGUUGAUAGUCCAUAACUGGAUGUCGGUGACGAACGUGCGAAAAUUGAUGACCAGCAUCGCGCUAACGGUGCACGGAUUUCUGUCCGUGUGGUCGGCCUACGUGGCCUGCGACAAGCUGCAGUACUUCGUGCUGUCGUUCGUCGGCACGUUCACGGUGGGCGCGAGCUUCCCGGGUAUACGCGCCAACACCCUGGAUCUGAGCCCGAAUUACGCGGGCACCGUCACGGCCAUCAGUCACGGCUUGGCAGGCCUGUGCGGCAUCGGCGGUCCCUAUCUGGUCGGCCUCGUCGCCGUCAAUCAGACCCUGAGCGAGUGGCAGCUCGUCUUCUGGAUCAUAUGCGCCGUCGGCGUCGCCACCAAUCUCGUCUAUCUGCUGCUGGGCAGCGGCGAGCUGCAGCCCUGGAACUCGCCCGACUUCCAGAGAAAGCGCUCGAAGCGAUAUCUCGUCGUGCCGCAGAGCCUCGAAAAAAUAAUAACAAUAAAAAAAAAUAAUCAAACAAUACCCAAAAAGUCUCGAUUUAUUUAUCUCGAAUUCAUCUGUGUACGUAUGAGUGACAUCUUCUCAUUGGUCGGUACAAGGGUGGAACGCAAACGACCGAGCUCCGCCAUUGGCUCGAAGAAUCGAGGGUGUCGCCUAUACGGCACGCUAUAA